UGUGCUGCACUGUGUCAAAAUGCCUCCGUCUGCACAACUGACAUCUUUAAUUCUUUGCUCUGUCUGCGUAACCGCCAACUCUGAUCGCGAACAGGAAAUUCUUUCUGUUUCCUCCAGUUGAUUGUGAAAAGGUUCUGGAACAUUUGCUGUUUUCAGAAGAGCAAUGAGCUGCCAAUACAUUCUCUUAUUUUUAUUCCUCUGCGGCUUUGCUGCGCUCACUGUUGCAGAGAUAUGUAAAACAGAACUACUAGAGGGAACGUCCUGCACCCUAAAGCUGCCAACAACAAACACUGACAAAUCUAAUGAGAUCAAAUGGGCCCAUACCACCAGUAACGCUGUAAUUGUGAGGAAAAAUAAUAAGAACAAAUCAAACACUCCAGGUCUAACAAUUGAAGAUGAUGGAACAUUAACAUUCAAAAGUGUUAGUCUGAACAACACCGGCAAAUAUACAUACACUGUUUUUAAUGCUGACGGUACACAGAUUGGUGCUGGAGAUAAGGAAAUUAACGUUUAUGCAAAGGCUCCUAAACCUACUGUGAAGAUCGACUGCAAACAUGGUGACGCUACACUCACCUGUGACAUUAGAGACCGUACAGAUCUGACUGUAUCCUGGUAUAAAGAAGACAAUAUCAUCCAGACUGAAAAAAACACAAAACUGCUCUUGACAUCUGCUCAAGUACAAGAGAAUAAACUGUACACAUGCAAUGUAAGCAAUCCUGUCAGCAGUAGGGAAAGUGACAGCGUUACAGUAUCAUGUACAGGUACUACAGGUGACGGCUCAGGUCCUCAUAAACUCUUUGGCUUUGAUUUAUGGAUCAUGGUGAGCAUUUUAGCAGGUGGAGGAGCCCUUCUGCUGCUGCUGAUGUGUGUUCUUAUCAUCUGUGCAUGUCGAAGCUGUAAAAAACAAAAGAAGCACGAACAAGAUGAAGAUGAGCUCAGACUGAGGGUUUUUCAAGAUGAAGCUCAUACCGGUACAGCCAGAUCCAAACACACUGCUAGGGGGCAACCGGCGCCCCCCAUCCCGCAAGAAGACACAUCUCCACAAACCCCAACUCAAACCCAGACUCAGCCCAAAGCCCAGACCCGCGGUCGACCUCCACCACCGCCUGAGGACGAUGAGGAAAAUCCUCCUCCCUUACCUCGACCGAGGAAUAAACAACACCGCAAGAGACAUGAAGAGCCGUACCGACCAAUGGAAUGAGAUGCUUGUAUGUUCACUGAACGACAGUAACUCAGGGCCUUAACGGAAUCAUUUUCAUAAGCCAUACUGGGAUGCUAAGAGUGUCAUUUAAGAAAUAGCACGGUAAAAAUGAAAUGUGGUCAUGUACUCACCCUCAUGUUCUUACAAACUUGUAUUGUUUUCUUUAUUUUCUUCAAACACCAAAGGAGGUCUUAGGCAGAAUGCCAAAGCGGUUCUUGUCCAUACAGGGAAAAGAGAUGGUGAUUUAUACUUAAGCCUCAUAAACCAUAGUCCUUAAGACUUGUGCGCUGUACAAAGUCUUGAAUAAUGAUUUACAACGCAAAA
Sinocyclocheilus anshuiensis is the source of this 1525-nucleotide messenger RNA. Its product is annotated as T-cell surface antigen CD2-like. The record is from RefSeq and is a predicted model, not a curated record. Bases 164 to 1201 code for a protein of 345 amino acids. Gene Ontology annotation, cellular component: membrane. The transcript is spliced from 5 exons. NCBI's taxonomy places the organism in Eukaryota, Metazoa, Chordata, Actinopteri, Cypriniformes, Cyprinidae.